GUGUAGUAACGUGUGUUUGGUAGUAAAGUGGGUUGACUAAAAUUGCCCCUCCUUGUAAAAAAAGUGAUGGUAUUGACUUCUGGAACGGUGUAAUUAAUACGUAAACAGAUAAAUUAUCAAAUUUCAUAAUCCUUUCUGUGUUUUUGACAUUACAAAAAUGUCAGUAGCAGAGUUUUUGAAGGGUCUACCGUCGUACAAUGAAAACAAUUUCUCUCGCUUCCACACGGACAGUGGCAGCCGAUCCUGUGCCAAGCGGCCUUCCGUAUACCUCCCAACCAAGGACCAUCCCUCCGAACAGAUCAUUGUUACUGAAAAAACAAGUAUUCUACUCAGAUAUCUACAUCAACAGUGGGACAAAAAGAAUGCCUUAAAGAAGCGGGACCACCUAAGUCUAGAUAGCAGUGAAGAAUCCACUUCCAAUAAGAAGAGACCUCGCCUGGAAACUUGCGCCUGAAGUACCUAAACUCCGCUCUUCCAUCCAACAUUAAUUCAACUAAACAGAAACUUUAAUUUCAGCUGUUUAAUGCAUAUCAGUGUUAAUAUUUUUGGCAUAUUAAAUCUGGAAUGAAAUUUUGUUUGGAAACAAAUCCCAAAUUCGGUUUGCAUUGUUAUUUUAAAGCUUUUCAUGGGAAUUCAGAAGAUAUUGUUGCAUUUAUGGGGUUUUGUGCAGGAGAAAUUGAUUUUGUUAUGAAGAUUCUUCCAUAAAAUUUCUUAUGUGAGUUUCCUGGAGACACGGGUCUUAAGUGUUCAGUGAGAGGGUACUAGGGGCAGCAAGUUCCUAUAUUUUGUAUUAUAUCCAUACCUCGUAGAUUAUGUUUCGUCAAUUCGGUUAGAUAGUUUUUCAUCUUUGUUUUAUUUCUUAAGAUCUGUUUUUGUAGUCUAAUGCAUCGGACACAAAUAUGGUAUUCUAUCCUAAUUUGUGUAACUAAAUCUGUUUGUCUCUAAUUCCUUCAGUUAACAUUUAUUUGUAUAAUUUAUAUUCAUUAUUGCUAUUAACAGAUUUUUUGAGCUUAUUAAUAUCUGUGUAAAUACACAAAAAUUGUUUUGAUGAUUUGUAAUUAAUAUACUUGUUCCAAAAAUGCUUUGACAACAUUCUAUUGUAAUGGCUUUUAAUAGUGUUACAAUAGAUUAUCGUUUGUUAACAGUAUUAAAAGUUUAUAAUUUUAAAUCUGAACUGUUUUUGGUAGAAUCAGAAUAGAAUGUGAGAUUAGUUUCACUACUUUCUCCUUAGUUAAAUUUGUUUUCAGUAGCCUCAAGAAUUUCGAGAACUAUUGUGUUUCACUUUGAUAUUAAUCUUGUGUAGGUUGUUGUUAUUGUAUUUUCUUGUAGGUUUUGUAUGUAGGCACAUUCCCAUAUCAUAUUUUAAUUGAAAUUGUAUUUCAAUAUUUCUAGUGUUUUGUAAAUGCUUGAUUUAGCAAUAACUUGUUUUAGUGUUUUCCCUAUGAUUUAUUUAUUAUUUUAUCUUUAAUCAACUUGUUUGUAGUUGGUCCUACUACUAUUUACAACCAGUUAUAAUAUUUAUAGUUUGAGUUCUCUUAUUAUUUUGAAAUAAACUAUCAUAUAAUGUAGA
This is a messenger RNA of Homalodisca vitripennis (glassy-winged sharpshooter), 1570 nucleotides long. RefSeq names its product DET1- and DDB1-associated protein 1. The transcript has 4 exons. The coding region runs from base 158 to 454 and encodes 98 amino acids. The record is from RefSeq and is a predicted model, not a curated record. Gene Ontology annotation, cellular component: Cul4-RING E3 ubiquitin ligase complex. Gene Ontology annotation, biological process: positive regulation of proteasomal ubiquitin-dependent protein catabolic process. NCBI's taxonomy places the organism in Eukaryota, Metazoa, Arthropoda, Insecta, Hemiptera, Cicadellidae.